UUCACUCCCGAAAUCACGGUUGCCCAAGUUCCGAGUGGUGCACAUGUUUUACUUCGAUGAAAGUGUUUUUUCUGUAAAGAAUUAAUUUAUAGUGCUGCAAAAUGGGUAAAGCGAAGAAGACCAAAGUAUCGAAAGGUGAGACGAAAAUAGGUUUGGCAGAACAAAUAGAAUCCGAUAAGACAGUGAAACCCAAGAACAGACAGAAGAUCCGGUUUCGAGCCGACGAGGAAGAGUACGUGGCGCCUGGUCUAACGAAGAAGAUUUUGACACAAGCCAGACGACAGCAGCAAGAGAUCGAGGAGGAAAUCGGUCUCAGUAUUCCAAAAGGCGUCAAGAAACCGACGCUUAAACUAGGCGCCGAUCUGAGCGACGAGGAAGAUCAACUCAGCAGCGAUGACGAACCGGUGGAGAGUGUACACUACUACGAGGACGUUCAGAUCAACGAGGAGGACGAGCGAGCAUUGGAGAUGUUCAUGUCUAGAAAUCCCGUGCCCACGAGAACGCUGGCCGACAUAAUAAUGAAGAAAUUGACAGAGAACGAGACGGAGAUGGACACGCAAUAUUCGGACAUCAGCAAUUUUCAAGUGAAAGAUCUGGAUCCGCGAGUGAAGGCAAUGUACGAGGGUGUCAGAGACAUUUUGGCGAAGUAUCGCAGCGGUAAAAUGCCGAAAGCGUUCAAAAUCGUUCCAACUCUGAAAAAUUGGGAACACAUACUUUACAUCACGGAACCGCGAAACUGGUCCGCCGCCGCGAUGUAUCAGGCCACAAGAAUAUUCGCCUCGAAUCUGAAGGAGAACAUGGCUCAGAAGUUCUACAAUCUUGUCCUGUUGCCACGCAUCAGAGACGAUCUGGCGGAAUACAAACGGCUAAACUUUCAUCUGUAUCAAGCGCUGAGAAAGGCGCUGUUCAAACCAGCAGGUUUCAUGAAGGGAAUUUUGCUGCCGCUUCUGGAAUCCGGCACGUGUUCGCUCAGAGAAGCCGUCAUUAUUGGAUCCGUAAUCGCAAAGAACUCCAUACCGAUGCUGCACUCGUCGGCUGCUAUACUGAAGAUCGCGGAGAUGGAGUACACGGGAGCGAACAGCAUCUUUCUCAGGAUAUUUCUGGAUAAGAAAUACGCGCUUCCCUACCGAGUAGUCGACGGAGUGGUGUUUCAUUUUCUCAGGUUCGAAAGAGACAAGAGAGAGUUACCGGUACUGUGGCAUCAGGCUCUUCUGACUUUUGUGCAGCGAUACAAGAGCGACAUCAGUUCCGAACAGAAGGACGCUCUGCUGGAACUGCUGAAGAAACAAUCCCAUCACACGAUCACUCCCGAGAUUAGAAGAGAAUUGCAACACGCUAAGUGUAGAGACAUAGAGAUGCCGGUAUAUUUGUAAAUAAUACAAUAAAAAAAGAAAAAAAAAAGAUUUUCUUGUUAAAGAAAAAUACAAAACUUGGGGAUGUGAUAACGCGUCGAGAGAAAUUACUCAGAAACUUGUGGUGUAAAAAUAGAUACAUACUAUAUUUGGUUUUAUCAUGUUCUCGAACUGGAGAUUUCUCUCACAAGUUAUGAUCACAUAUCUCUGUUUUGUUUUGUUUUUACAACAAUAUGGUGCGUCGCGCGACAAUACACGCAUUUAUAUACACGUUACAUUCGCAUCUGACAAGUCGUAAGAGUGUUUUUUUUUUUUUUAAAUAACACGUAAUAUACUUACACGUACAAAUAGGAAUGAAAACACUGCUCGCACGCAGUUUUAUAAACUUACUUAUUUGCACAUACUAUAGUAUUAAAUAAUUAAUAAGUAAUAGUAUUAAAAUAUUUAAAAAUUAAUAAAUUUACGAUGCUAUAGUAUUAAAACAAUAAAUACACAGCGCAACUUGAGGAAAGUAA
Molecule: messenger RNA, 1867 nt
Organism: Pseudomyrmex gracilis
Lineage: Eukaryota; Metazoa; Arthropoda; Insecta; Hymenoptera; Formicidae
Gene: bys
Product: bystin
Exons: 3
Coding region: 102-1373 (423 amino acids)
Biological process (GO): rRNA processing
Cellular component (GO): cytoplasm; preribosome, small subunit precursor; nucleolus
Molecular function (GO): snoRNA binding
Source: RefSeq, a predicted model, not a curated record